Messenger RNA from Nicotiana tabacum (common tobacco), 1417 nucleotides. The record is from RefSeq and is a predicted model, not a curated record. Lineage: Eukaryota; Viridiplantae; Streptophyta; Magnoliopsida; Solanales; Solanaceae.
UUCUUUUUCCUCUUUCUGCUUUUUCUCCCCCACUUUUGGUCUCCAACAAUGGCCGAGACACCCAUCUCAGUCCCUGCAGCUCCAGCCGGGUCGGACCCUGAUUACUGGUGCUACCAGUGUGACAAACGGGUUGCCGUUGAAACCCUACCCGAUCUUCCCGAUCUCAUUUGCACCGACUGCAAGAACGGCUUCGUCGAGUCCAUACCCUCACACGCUGCUGUUUCCGUCACUCCGGUUACGGGUUCCGAUCAGAUCGAUGAUCCUACUUUCGGCAACCAGUUCAUCCAGGUCCUCCGGCUCAUCGCUGAGGCAGCGCGUGACAACGACGCGCCCCCUCCCCCGCCAUCUGAGCACGCUGAUCAUCAUUCCGAUGACGAUUACCUCCGUGUUGAGCUGGACGGUUGGGGAAACGACGACGACGAUGACGAUGACGAGGAGGAGAACGAGCACGACAUCGAGGUUAGAAAUGUUGUUGACGGAGAGAAUCGCGGGAAUAGAAGCCAAUCUGAGGACGAGGAUGAUGAUGAAGAAGAUGAUGGAGGAGAAGACGAUGAUGUUGAUGAGGAUGAAGGAAACGAGAAUCGCGGCGGCGGCGACGAAGAGGAUGUCCGGCGAAGGCGGCGGGAAGUGCUCCGUCUCCGACUCCGUGACUUUGCCGCCAGAGCCGCCAAUCGGCGCAACCGGAUUCUUGAUUGGGCAGAGAUUCUGAUGGGACUUGAAGACCACUCGAUUGAGCUCCGAUUACAAGUUCCGGACGUCGACGGCUACAUCGGAAACCCUGGGGACUACGUGGAUGCGGCGGGUUACGAAGCUCUGCUGCAAACCCUAGCUGAGAGUGAUGGUAGCGGAAGGCGAGGAGCUCCACCAGCUUCCAAGACUGCAAUUGAGGGUCUUGAUACAUUGGUGAUCAAGGGAGAACAGGAAGUAAUGGCAUGUGCCAUUUGCAAAGAUGUAGUUAACUUGGGCGAAAUGGCGAAGAAAUUGCCAUGUGGGCAUGGUUAUCAUGGUGAUUGUAUAGUUCAGUGGCUGGGUUCGAGGAAUUCUUGUCCAGUGUGUAGGUUUGAAUUGCCUACAGAUGAUCCUGAAUACGAAGAGGAGAGAAAGAAGCGAGGAGUAUGCAUUAGCAGCAGUGGUUCUUCGAGCUCGGGUGAGGCGGCUGCUACUGCUGCUGCUAAUGAUGAUAAUGCUAGUUGCCUCUGAUUGAUGCUUUUGUGGUAAAAUCAGCCAUUGGCAUACUUUUUAGCUUUAUUCUUGCUUAUUUUCUUUUUCUUUUCUUAAUUUUGAAAUUUGAAUGCUCUGGUGAUUGUUUUUUAGUGUUUCACCCUCUCUCCCCCCUUGUAUUAAAUGUAAUAAUCUGUUUAUCUUAAUGCUGAUAUGAAUUUGCUAUUGCACAAAUAUCAUUUUACUCUAUUNUAUG